CCAGUUGCUUCUCGACAGGGCUUUGAACUUGGGGACGCUUUCGGUUUCUUGUUCUUUUUCCUCCACCAUGGUCGAGGGCGAGCGGCCGCGAUGUCUCGCUGUCCAUGGAGAAGGAUUAUAUUUUAGGUUCGGUGGAAAGAAGAGUCCCACUGUUCUAAAUGGAUUGGACAUUAAAGUUGAUCGUGGAAUAAUAUAUGGCCUGUUGGGACCUAGUGGUUGCGGGAAAACGACCCUCCUCCGCUGCAUCGUCGGGCGACACCACCCCAGCAGCGGCAGCAUCAAGAUCUAUGGCCGAGUUCCCGGAGAACGAGGGUUCUGUGUCCCUGGACCCGGAGUCGGUUUCAUGCCCCAAGAAUUGGCUCUGUAUCCUGAAAUAACCAUGGAAGAAACCCUAACAUAUUUUGGAAGGUUAUAUCUAAUGGACCAUGCCGACAUCAAAGAAAGGAUCAAGUUUCUAUCAGAAUUUUUGGACAUUCCUGAUAAAAAGAAACAAAUUAAAAAUUUGAGUGGCGGACAGCAGCGACGAGUUUCGUUCGCAGUAGCACUCAUUCACAAACCUCCUUUGGUUAUUUUAGAUGAGCCCACCGUGGGUGUGGACCCGCUUUUGAGGCAAAGCAUAUGGAGUCACCUGCAAAGGCUGGCCAUGAACGAUCACAUCACCAUCAUCAUCACCACUCAUUACGUGGAAGAGGCUCGGCAAGCGCAUUUGGUAGGCUUGAUGCGAGAUGGGCGUUUAUUAGCCGAAACAAAUCCUGAGGAUUUGAUAAACCAACACAGAUUACAAACGCUCGAAGAAGUCUUCUUAAAACUAUGCGUGAAAGAUAGUGAAGCGCACGAAGCGAUUGAUGUGCAUUUCGGCCAAGAUACGCCAGAUACUGUGAGCCUCACGACGGGAUCCCGCGAAGAUGUUUGGGUGCCCAGAAAGAGAAACCGUCCAAAUGAUGCUAACUGCAACUCCAGUUACGACCAUUACAAAGCUGCCCUGCUGAAUAACGACACCGACAUAGAAGCCAUUUUCAAGGAGGAUCAGACCUGCGUUAAUCAGACAGAAACAGCUUGUGCCCGGAUGAGAGCUUUAAUCAAUAAAAACUUCGUGCGACUGAAGAGGAACAUUGGAUUGAUAUUCUUCCAGUUGUUCAUUCCAACUUUUCAAGUGAUCGUGUUUUGCUUGUGUGUGGGUGGGGAGCCCUUCGACCUCCCGAUGUCCAUAGUAAACGAGGAAACCGAUCCUUCGGGGAAGGCGAAAGAUCUGUUACAACACAUCAGUUCACACACCAUUCACCAGAUUCCAUUUUCGAAUUUAACUGAUGCUUUAGAAUCAGUAAGGUGUGGCCAUAGUUGGGGUGUACUACACAUAGGACCAACUUUUACGGACAGUCUAGUUGAUAGAUAUUUGCUCGGCAUACAUGUAGACAACGAAACGGUAGAAGCCAGCACAAUAACAAUGUAUUUAGACAUGACAAAUCAACAAAUAACGUCUACAAUUUUUUCAAAAAUAAUGGAAAGUUUCCAAGGUUUUGCUGAAGCCGUUUUAGAGCAGCAUGGUAAAAACCCACUAAUGGCUCAACCUCCUAUUGUGGUCGGGGAUCCUAUUUAUGGAGACAGGAAACCAAAUUUUACUGAAUUCAUGGCUCCAGGAAUGAUAUUAGGCAUAGUUUACAUAAUGGCUGUUGGCCUGAGUGCGAUGUCCAUUAUCAUUGAGAAAAAGGAAGGUCUGCUGGACAGAUCUUGGAUAGCAGGUGUUCGUUCUUGGGAGGUAUUAUUUUCGAUCCUGCUUACUUUGUUCUUGACAAUGCUCCUGCAAGUAGCGCUAGUACUUCUGUGCACUUUCCAGGCAUUUAGUAUUCCAUCAAGAGGACCUAUUAUGUGGGUGGUUGUUGCAGUAUUGCUUGUUGGUUUGGAAGGCAUGGCCUACGGUCUCUUCAUUUCUGCCAUUGUUAAUGACGAAAAUAUAGCGAUGAUGAUAGCUAUGGGCUCAUUCUAUCCAAAUUUACUGUUGAGUGGAAUCAUUUGGCCAGUGGAAGCAAUGCCACAUUAUCUGAGAGAGCUUAGCUACUGCUUGCCGUUGACUUUGAUAGCUGACUCAAUGCGUUCUAUUCUGUCUCGUGGUUGGACGAUUACUGAUAAUGGCAUAUGGAUGGGAUAUAUAGUUACAAUCUGUUGGAUUGUACCGAUCAUCAUGAUAUCUACUUUAUUUUUUAAAUAUAAAAAAUAAACUGGAAAGGCUUUUGGACUACGUUUUCCACGCAUAAAAGCUUCUACAUCAUCAACCCUAAGUUCAACACUACUGCUCAAGUAGAAUAUCAAUGUGAUAAAAAAUAAAAAUGUAAGAUCUACGAAAACAAAAAGUUUCAAAACAAGUUCAGACAUGUGUUUUGGGGCUACUACAGUAAAACCUGUCUGCAACGAUACUGUUGGGAUCUAAAAAAAUAUUGUUAUACAGUCGAGUCCCGACUUACGCGAGGGAUUUGUCCCAAGACCCUUCGCGUAAGUUGAAAUUUCGCGUUGUGAAAAAUGGUAUGUGUAAAUACUUUUAUAAACAUGCCCAUACGAUUAAAGGCCCUUGAAACACCAUCUCAAACUGUUAAAAACCAUUUCUUAACUAUACAUUACUGUUUCUUAAACAAAAAAUUGAAUUUUUAUUUAUUGUAUUUAAAAAAACAAACCGUUUUAUUUAACAUAAAAAAGCUGCUACGAUGCACAAAAUCAAUGAUCAAUGGGAAAGGAAGACGUAAAAUAAACCACUACGGUACGUACAUUAUGUAGUAAGAAAAACAAAUGCAUUAUAGUUGUUGAAACUUUCUCUUUUUCCUUCUAUCUUCACAAACUUGAAAUGAAAUAGUGCUCUUAGGUGUCAUUAUAUUUCAUUAACUUUCCCAUAUAUAAUUAAUAAAAAUAAAUGGAAAAAGAGGAGUAGUUAUUUGUAUAAGCGAUGUUUAGACUAGUACGGUGUGGGAACUUCCGCCCUCAGCGCUGCCAAAGGGAUAAAGGUCCAUUCACGAAAAAACCGCGAUUCCCUUCGGAAAAUUUUCAUGUUGCGGGUGAAGAAUUCGCGUUAGGAAUAAAAUUCUUUACCGGGUGAAAAAUCGCGUUAUAGCCAUUUCGCGUAAGUUGGAUUGCGUUGUAGCGAGAGUCGACUGUAUACAGGUUAUCGUUAUAGAGAGUUUGAUUAUUUAUGCUGACAUUUUGCUGGAACUAAGGUAAAUAUUGUUACAGCCAGGUUUAUUGUUAUAAACAGUAUUGUUAUAAACAGGUUUCACUGUACGAGGAAGAGGUGAAAAGAAUCGGACUCCCCUUUUUCUGCCACGUAUUUCGAGACUCUUUGUAGCCCCGAAAUACGUGUCAGCAAGUUUUUGCUCAAGUGUACAUUCUUAACAUUUUGCGUUGAAAAGGGGGUUUAUUGCUGCUCCAAAAUUCUUGACCAAAAUGCUUUAUGACGUCGCUGAUUUUACAUCUUACUUGUAUU
This is a messenger RNA of Uloborus diversus, 3466 nucleotides long. RefSeq names its product ABC transporter G family member 20-like (gene snu). Lineage: Eukaryota; Metazoa; Arthropoda; Arachnida; Araneae; Uloboridae. The record is from RefSeq and is a predicted model, not a curated record. Gene Ontology annotation, biological process: transmembrane transport. Gene Ontology annotation, cellular component: ATP-binding cassette (ABC) transporter complex; membrane. Gene Ontology annotation, molecular function: ATP hydrolysis activity; ATP binding; ABC-type transporter activity.